This is a messenger RNA of Chaetomium globosum CBS 148.51, 2952 nucleotides long. RefSeq lists its product as uncharacterized. Gene Ontology annotation, molecular function: ATP binding; nucleic acid binding. Lineage: Eukaryota; Fungi; Ascomycota; Sordariomycetes; Sordariales; Chaetomiaceae. The record is from RefSeq and is a predicted model, not a curated record. The coding region runs from base 1 to 2952 and encodes 983 amino acids. The transcript is spliced from 10 exons.
AUGGGCGACCAGUUCAGGCCUAAGCCUAGCGUUUGGCGGACGACCGCGCCGCUGCAGUCGAUGAGGCAGCAGUAUCAACACAACCGGCAGAUCUAUUCUACAAGUAAUGCCACUGCGCUUGUUGCUGGGCGGAAGCGGGCCUAUGAUGCAUACUCGUCUCACAAUCUCAAUCAGACUGGUGCGGCACCACAGGGACGAGCCCCGCCUCCCCCUCUUCGCCCUACUAGUGUGAAUAGCAAAGCCGCGGAUGAACCACCAAGGCUAGUUGCAAGUCGUAUUGAAUAUGCAGACGGCUCUGUCGUCAGAGAACAGCCAUCCGAGUACUCGCAAAGACAGGUUUUUGCCGCCACACCAACAUCAACCGUUGAUCACUUGCUUUCCCUCUCGCAUCCAGCCUACGGGUUCCCCCCACAGCUCGUAACUAACUUUGCUGCUCUAGGCAUUAAGACCAUCUAUCCGUGGCAGAAACAAUGCCUUCGCGGCCCUGGCCUUCUAAACGGGGACCGGAACCUAGUCUACAGCGCCCCCACAGGCGGCGGCAAGUCGCUGGUUGCUGAUGUUCUCAUGCUGAAGCGCGUCCUUGAAGACCGCGACGCCAAGGCCAUCUUGGUGCUGCCCUAUGUUGCUCUUGUCCAGGAGAAGGUCCGGUGGCUCCGGAACAUCGUGAGCGGCAUCUCGCGCGCGGAACUCGAACAAAACGAGCCAGAUGAGAAGCCGGGGUUCUGGGCCCCGAGGGCGGACAAAGAUACCAUCCGAGUGGUUGGUUUCUUUGGCGGGAACAAGAUCAGGGCCACAUGGGCUGAUUUCGAUAUUGCAGUCUGUACUAUGGAAAAGGCAACCAUUGAGGAUUGCUCCAUCUCCGCGUUGCGGGCUGUUGUCUUGGACGAGUGUCAUAUGAUUGAUGACGGGUAUCGAGGGUAUUUGCUGGAACUUAUGGGUACCAAGCUGCUAUGUCUCGGCCAGCCAGUUCAGAUCAUCGGCAUGAGCGCCACUCUAACGAAUAUUGAGCUCCUCAAAAACUGGUUGCAAGGCCAUUCAUACGAGACUCACUACCGCCCAGUUCCAAUCGAAGAGCACUUGGUAUACGACGGGAAGGUCUAUGCCGCAACAACCACUGCCAGUCUCCUAAAAACCGUCACCCAACUAGAGUCAAAGAGUCAAUUUAGCCAACCCGGGUUGCAACCGCUGAGAAUCAUUCAGGCGUCUGAUACUAAAGAAUUCAAGGACCCGGUCCGGAAUGCCGUCGUUGCCCUUGCCAAUGAAACCGCCAGGGCCGGCUAUGGGGUACUGGUAUUCUCCAACAGUCGUGCCGGCUGUGAGUCGGAUGCCGUCCUGAUAAGCCGAGUUUUGCCAACACUCGAAGAAGCCGACCCCGCCAUCCAGGAGAAGAGGCUGGAUUUACUAAGUGACCUGCGCAAUUUAAGCACCGGGCUCGACCCAAAGUUGGAGCAGACUAUCCCCUUUGGCGUAGCCUUUCACCGCCGUCGUCGAUCUCAUGCAUUCAGAGCUUCCAGAAAUAUCAAGCUGCCUGAUUUCGGACAAGCGCCGUAUUCAAAGGUUUAUCCAUCCCUCAGCCCUGGUUACAAAUGCAAAACCAUGCUCGCUUACUCGGCGGAGCCACAAUCGAUCCAGGAUCAUGUCGAAGCAAGCAUUGCCGACCUCCAAAACAUGAGGUUUAUCGACAUUGAUGACGAUGGCGACUUCCAGGCCACGCUGUUGGGUAAAGCUGUUGUUGCGUCGUCGCUUGAUCCCGAAGACGGCAUCUUCGUCCAUAACGAACUAAAGAAGGCGUUGAAGGCGUUUGUGCUAGAUGGCGAUAUGCAUGUUCUCUACAAUUUCACUCCUGUCCACGACCUUGACGGCGUUCAAGUCAACUGGAAGGUCUUUUGGCACGAGAUGCAAUAUCUCGAUGCCAGCGGCUUCAGGGUCAUGGAUUUAUUGGGCCUCAAGCCUUUUAUAGUCGACAAAAUGCUUUCUGGGGGUAUUAUGAAGGAGUCAACGGACAAGGAAAAGGAAGAUGCGCGACGCUACCACCGAUUCUACCUCGCGCUGCAGCUGCGGGAUCUCUGCAACGAGAAGCCCAUACACCAGGUCGCGGAGAAGUACGACAUGCCGCGUGGGUCGGUCCAGAAUCUGGCCCAGACCUGCGAGGGGUUCGCUGCCGGGAUGAUUAAAUUCUGCGAGACGAUGGGGUGGGGGGCCAUGGCGGCUGCACUUGACCACUUCUCGGACCGACUGAAGGCGGGGGCCAGAUCUGACCUUCUGGCGCUUGCCAAAAUCACGUUUGUGAAGAGCAGGACGGCGCGGAUUUUCUGGGACAACGGCCUGAAGACGGUCGCGGCGGUCGCUAAUGCGGAUCCGAAGGAGCUGCUGCCGGUUUUGAUGCAAGCGCAGCCCAACAAGGUGAAGUUGGGGGCCAAGGACGAGCAAAAGUUCAAGGACAAACUGCUUGCGAAAGCAAAGAUCAUCGCCGACUCAGCGAACAGGCUAUGGCGUAAGCGCGACCCCUAUGGAAGGCCGAGAUGCAGUUGGAGAUGGAGGAAGAAUAACAGGGCGCCGGCUUCCAAUAUCGUCUACUCGGGCUCUGUUGGGAGCAUUGGAUCCUUUGGGAGACGAGAAGACCCUAUCGCCCGGCGUGGCGUUGCAGGAGCAUCGGGGAAGUACGGGCGUGACAUUAUGGAUAGGAGAUGUCUGGACCUUGGGUGCAUUAUUGUUUUCGCACCGAGGAGGUUGACAAAAAGGCCCGGCGAGGUCUUGGCCUCCAUGUCACAGGGGGGGUCAGCCAGGGGGUGUGUUCUCUGGAAGGGAGGUCGGUUCAAUCAAUGGAAGUUACCUUUACGGGCAGGCAGACGGGGCAUGGCGCAUGCGCGUCGUCCGAAGAUUCGCGCCAUGCAUGACAGGGCCAUGACCAGCAUCCAUGAGGGGGGUUCCAUUAGUCCCUCAAGCAUGUGA